Racocetra fulgida is the source of this 315-nucleotide messenger RNA. Lineage: Eukaryota; Fungi; Glomeromycota; Glomeromycetes; Diversisporales; Gigasporaceae. The record is from the annotation of a GenBank genome assembly.
AUGGCUACUCUUGAUUCUCCGACUCCUCAUGUUUCGGUCAAUUCUACAUCGACUGAUUAUGUUUCAGUUAAUUCCACAACAUUUAAUACCACAUUAUAUGAUUUAAGUGAUACUGAGGAACAUAGGAUAGAUAGCAAGAAGAAGGAUAGUAAGAAAAAAGAUAGUAAGAAAAAAGAUAGUAAGAAAAAAGAUAGUGAGAAAAAAGAUAGUGAGAAAAAAGAUAGUAAGAAAAAAGAUAGUAAGAAAAAAGAUAGUAAGAAAAGAUAUAGUUCCGAUACUUUGAACGAAUUUGACAAAGAGUGGGGGAUGAUAUAG